Molecule: messenger RNA, 1484 nt
Organism: Rotaria sordida
Lineage: Eukaryota; Metazoa; Rotifera; Eurotatoria; Philodinida; Philodinidae
Source: the annotation of a GenBank genome assembly
AAGGACCAUUUAAAUUUGGUUGUACAUCAUUAACAAUAUCUGAUAAAAUUUUAUCAAAUUUAAAUCUUGAUACAGAUAUUUUUUGUUCACCAAAUGGUAUUGCAUUUGUUAAAAGACAUAUACGACGAGGAAUAUUACCUGUUAUGCUUGAAGAAAUUUUAGCAACACGUGUUAUGGUUAAAAAUACAAUGAAAUUAAUUGAUAAAAAAUCUACACUUUAUAGAACAUUAGAUGCAAGACAAUUAUGUUUAAAAUUAAUUGCUAAUGUUACAUUUGGAUAUACAUCAGCUAGUUUUAGUGGACGAAUGCCAUGUGUUGAGGUUGGCGAUACAAUUGUACACACAGCUCGUACUGUUCUUGAACGUGCUAUUGAUUUUAUUAGAACAAAUCCACAUUUUGGUUGUCGUGUUGUUUAUGGUGAUACUGAUUCAUUGUUUAUUCAAUUUCCACAUUCAACUCGUGCUCAAGCUUUUGAACAAUCACAUUUACUUGUUAAAGCACUCAAUCAAUUAUAUCCAUCACCAAUAAAAAUUAAAUUCGAAAAAAUUUAUAUGCAAAGUGUUUUAGCAUCUAAAAAACGUUAUGUUGGUAUGUCAUAUGAAACAAUUGAUCAACAACAAGGUAAAUUUGAUGCUAAAGGUAUUGAAACAGUUCGUCGUGAUACAUGUUUAAUUGUAUCAAAAAUUCUUCAACAAUCACUUAAAUUAUUAUUUCAAACUAAAGAUAUAACACGUGUACGUCGUUAUGUACAAUUUGAAUGUGAAAAAAUUUUAACAAAUCGUUUUAAUUUACUUGAUUUUAUAUUUGCUAAAGAAUAUGGUGGUAAAACACGAUAUCAUCCAUUAGCACCUGUACCAGCUUUACGUAUUGCAAUUGAACGUUCAAAAACAAAUCCAUUAGCUGAACCAAAUCAAGGUGAACGUGUACCAUAUGUUAUUGGUUUUAAUACAGAAUUAGUAAAUGCAAAUUUAAUUGAUUGUGUUUGGACAUUAGAUAAUGUACUUAAUUAUAAAUCACAAUUUAAACUUAAUUCAAUGUAUUAUAUAAAAAAACAAAUUUUACCAGCACUUGAUCGUUGUUUAGCAUUAAUUGGUGUUAAUGUUUUUAAAUGGAUUGAUAAUUUAUUAAUUGAUAUAAAUUCAAAUGAUAGACAACAAGGAUAUAAUUUAGAUGAAAAUCUUCGUAAAAAUAAUCUUCAUCAACGAUGUAUUAUUUGUUUACAAUUAACAAAUACACCAUUAUGUAAUGAAUGUCGAGAAGAAGAAGAUUUAUCUGAAACAAUGAUUAUAUGUGAAAAUAAAGCUAAUAAAUUAGAACGACAACAUGCAAAUUUACAAAGAAUGUGUUUUGCAUGUUCAGAUCGUAUGGAUGGAUGGUUUCAAUGUUCAACAAUUGAUUGUCCAAUUAGAUUUCGUCUUCAUAAAAUUACACAAUUAAUGCAAAAUGCACAAGAAACAAGAAAAUUUGUAUAUAAUGAAUGUUGA